This is a messenger RNA of Chelonia mydas (Green sea turtle), 3860 nucleotides long. RefSeq lists its product as uncharacterized. The transcript is spliced from 4 exons. The coding region runs from base 2428 to 3399 and encodes 323 amino acids. NCBI's taxonomy places the organism in Eukaryota, Metazoa, Chordata, Testudines, Cheloniidae. The record is from RefSeq and is a predicted model, not a curated record.
CGACUUCUAAAGCAAGAAGAAAAAAAAAUACAUAUUUACCACUGCUAGCAACAUACAAUUAUACUAGUACAAAUGUAUUGCAAUAAAAACAAACUAUGUUUGAAACAAUAAUAUCUAGGGGAGGAUAUUUAAUAAUUUGUAACAUUAAAUGAAAUACCAUUAUUUUCUACAAGGCAAUAAGCAGCAAAGUACAAAACAAAGAAGAGUUAACUAUCUCGGUGAUGUAAGUCACUUCUGUGGAAGUAUUUCUUUCUAGAAAAGGAGAAGGGGUAUAAAUUCAGGAGGCUCUGCUGAAAACCAAUACAUAUGUAAGCAGGGUCUGCAUGAGCUCUCCUCUGACACCUACAGAUGAGCUGGGGAAGACGACUUCAGGAACCAACUUUUGUUGCAUAGACAUGCCCAUUCUGCCUAUGUGUGCAGCAUCAUGGGGCUGCUUUGCCCAAAAGAUCACUUUUGGCUGGUGUUGGAUCACAAGGCACUUUGUUAUUGAGCGCAGUAGUAAUAAAGUGGUGUUAUCCUUGUUGUGUGAAUCAAGGAUAGCAGAACUGUGCUUGGCAUACCCUGAUUGAGGGACUCACCCUCAACUGAACUGCACUCGCUAUGCAGGGGACAGGAGGGCCAAAGCCCAGUUUAGUUGAGGGAGGGUGGGGACAGGUGUUUGUACCUGGUGGUGUGGGUGCCAUCUAAGAAUCCUAGCCACCGUUUGACUAGCCUCUCUCUCCACUGUGUAAUGACAGCUGAUUAUUUUGUUGUGUAUCAAUAGAGCUAAAAACACUAAUAACCAGGCCUAAACAUUUGACCUGUGAUGAGACAGAAUCUCUGGUGAAAGCAAUUGCCUAGCCUGCACUGGCAAUGAGGCUCCCACACUGAGAACAUAAAGCUGUGUUAAGUGGUAGGACCUCAAGAAAUCCUAGUAGGAGCGGCAGAGCAACGAGCGGCCAGUCAGGCGGCCAGUGCAGCUAGCGGAGUGGCCAGCUGAGCAGCCAGGGAGCAAGCAAAAUGCCUUCCUCCCUCCACCCCCAGAUGGGAGGUGAACUCAUGUGAAUGCACCUCUGAACUCUGGAUCUUCACUGACCAAGGACAACAACUGUGAGUGGGGUGCAGUGGAGGGAGAAGUAACGGGCACAUUAAAGGAACAUUUAAUUGUUGGACUUAAGAACCUGAGGCAAAAUACACUGCCCCACCUACUUGGGGGAGGGUGUUUUGCUUAUGAAUCCUGCUUGCUUAUGAAUCCUGCUGGGUUUCUUUUCCCCUUUUUUAUUAAAAUUUUCUUUUCUACACUCAGACUCUAUGCUUGCAAGAGGGGAACUAUUGCCUCUUAGAGGCACCGAGAGGAUGUUGUAUUGCUGAAAAGGAACCCCUAGACCUUGUUGCUGCCAGUUCCACAUGGCAGAAGUGUUAUACAUGCAACUACAAGUAGGAUCAGAUCAGAGCAACUCAGAACUGCCAAGAAACAAUCAGAAGAAGAGCGUGGUAGUUACUAGACAAGAUCAUUAGGAGUUUCUGAAUGUGAACAGAAAGUCACCAUUAUGGCACCGGUUGCCAGUAUCAAGGAGUCGGUCUCCAGUGAAAGGAUGCCAGUCACUGUACCCUCGACAUCGUUCCCCAGCACCUCGGGACUGCUCCCCGGGCUCACCACGGCUGGCAGGAGAAAGAGACAACGGCCCUUCCUCGGCCUUUGGACAUGGAGUCAUCUUCUUCGAGCUCUGGAGGUGCAAACCCUCCUGCGGGCAGGGGCUGUGGAACUAGUUCCUCCAGAACUGAGAGGGAAGAGGGGUUUCCUUUGAUUCCCAAGGCAAAAGAGGGCCUCUGGCCCAUCCUAGACCUGCAACGCCUCAACAAAUAUCUCAAGAAGCUGAGGUUCCAAAUGGUCUCCCUGGACCUACAUCAACCCCUCCCUGACUCCAAGGAACUGGUACAUCGCCCUUGAUUUGAAGGACAUGUAUUUCCACAUCUUCAGUUUCCGUGGACACAGGAGAUUCCUCAGAUUCGUGAUGGGUCAGAGCCAUGACCAAUUUACAGCGCUUCCCUUUGGCCUGUUGAGUUUUCACAAAGUGCAUGGCAGUAGCUGCAGCCUAUAUCAGAUGUUGAGGUAUACAGAUUUAGCCAUAUGUAGACGAUUGGUUGAUAAGAGACUGAUCACAGGCUCAGGUUCAGCAUAGUAUCAACGUCAGUCAAGCCAUCUGUCUGGCUAAGGAACUCUUAAUAAAAGGAACAAAGGUCAAAGUUCGUCCGGGUGCAGAAAAUAGCAUUUAUAGGCAGAAUUCAAUGCAUCUCAGGCCUGGACCUUCCAUCCAGAGUCCAGGUUCACAGCUAUGGAGGACCUAAUCAUCUCAGCUAACCAUGUGUGUGUACAGCUUCUAGGUCACUCUGGUGGCAUGCACCUAUGUCAUGCAGUACGCUUGACUAUACCUCAGGCCACUUCAAAUGUGGCUCACAUCGGACUACUCCCUAAGCAGACACCGUUUAGACUUGAUUCUAACCAUUCCAUCGCCAGUUCUGGCAUCCCUGAUGUGGUGGUUAGAUUCAGACUUAGUGCUGUCCGGGGUACCCUUUGCAACCCUACAGCUCAUGAUGACUUUGCAUCAGAUCAGGGGCGGGGGGCCCACGCUGGCAACAUCAAGAUCCAAGGUCUCUGGUCGCAGAGAUCUAUCAAGGCAUAUAAAUGUAAAAGAACUCAGGGCGAUACACUUGGCCUCCAAGGUGUUCCUUCUGCAACUGUCAGGCAAGUCAGUGCAGGUCUUGACGAACACCACAGUGGCAGUUUUCUAUGUCAACAAGCAAGGAGGAGCUUGCUCCAGGAUCAUUUUCCAGGAAGUCCUCAGACUCUGGGAGUUUGGGGUGAAGCAGUCCAUUCACCUGGAAGCAUCGCAUCUCUCUGAGGUCUGGAAUGGGUUAGCAUAUCACCUCAGCAGGUCCUUUUCCUCUCACCACAAGUGGUCUCUCCACCUGGAGGUUGCCGGCCUCAUCUUCCAGAGGUGGGUGACUCCCCAGGUGGACCUGUUCACCACUGCAGAGAGCAGGAAAUGCCAUUGGUUUUGUUUGAGGCUCGGUCAAGGCAAGGGCUCCCUGUCUGAUGCCUUCCUGCUAUCACGGAAGAACAACAUGCUGGACACCUUCCCCUCUGAUUCUCCUGAUUCACAAGGUCCUCCUGAAGAUCAAAGGAGACAAGGGAAGAGUUACUGUAAUUGCUCCAGCAUGGCCACAUCAACAUUGGUUCUGCAUGCUUCUAGAUCUUGCAGUGGCAGCCCCGUGGAUGCGCCCACUCAGGUUGGACCUAAUCUCACAAGAUUGCGGACAGCUUCUUCAUCCAAAGCUUGCCUCCCUGCACCUGACAGCAUGGCUGCAUCUGGACAAGAGGGCCUGCUUGGAACAAAUCCAACCGGUCUUGCUAGGUAGCAGGAAACCCUCUACCAGAGCUACCUACCUGGCUAAGUGGAAACAUUUCUCUUGCUGGGCAGCCGAGUGGAGCCUUUGCCUGACUCAGGCUUCUCUGCAGUCAAUCUUAGACUAUUUCCUUGGUCCGAAGCACCAAAGUCUAUCAUCAUCACCACUCAAGGUCCACUUGGCAGCCAUCUCAGCAUUCCACCCUCCGAUCCAAGGCAGAUCGGUCUUCGCCCAUGAGAUAACAAACAAGUUCUUCAGAGGGUUGGAAAGGCUCUACCCAUAAGUUCGCGACCCAAUUCUUCCUUGGAACUUAAAACCUGACAGUAGCAUCAUGAGACCACCUCUCUCCUCCCCUACCUACACUGAAGGCAAAAAGAAUGCUGGGAAGACAAAGACUCUGAUUGAAGAAACACUGGUCCCAAGCUGAGAAGGAAAUUCAGCCUGUGUAUUAACAACUGUAACCUACCUUCAAC